This is a messenger RNA of Anoplophora glabripennis (Asian longhorned beetle), 1996 nucleotides long. Its product is annotated as double-stranded RNA-binding protein Staufen homolog. The record is from RefSeq and is a predicted model, not a curated record. Bases 322 to 1935 code for a protein of 537 amino acids. The transcript has 9 exons. NCBI's taxonomy places the organism in Eukaryota, Metazoa, Arthropoda, Insecta, Coleoptera, Cerambycidae.
UCUUCUUCUUCCCACCCUUUUCUAUUAGAGGUUAAGUCAUUGUUUCUUUGAUUUCUUGUUUAGCCUGUUAAUGGUUUAUGUGUAAAACUACAAAUUUGUCAUAUGUAGAAUCCGAUCGAUGAUGAAUGUUUGAGUGGUUUGGGUUUAGACCUUUGGUGCUUUUCUGUUUUAGAGUCAAGAAUGAUGAUGUUUUGGUUGGUACCCUACCUGCAACAAUUUGGGAAUUACCGAAGAUAAACAUGUGAAAAAAUCACCUUUUGGCUUCAGUUUCGCCAUUUUCUUUUCAACGUAUUGUUUGCCGACUUGUACUUACUGUUCAAAAUGGGGGAUAUAUCUCGAAUAAUGGUUAUUUAUUUUCUGUUACUUUUGAUUUAUAGAAGUUUAGCAUCUCUUGAGGAAAUAAAAAAUAUUUUUGACUCAAAUGUGUGUAUUAAAGGAUCUUUAUCAACUAUUGCUAUAAAGGAACCAGAUACUUUAUCAGUGAAGGAAUCGGAAAGUGAAUUUUAUUUAAAAAAUAACUCCGUUGCUGAAGAAGACAAAUAUGCUGAAAAAAAUGCUUUAUCCAAAUUAAAUGAACUAGCUCAAUUUAAUGAAAUAGAUUACUUUUUCAAGUUGAUUAAGGAAGAGGGAACGCCCCAUAACAAAUUAUUUACAAUUAGCUUGACAUUGGGUGAUGAAGAGUUCAUAGGGCAAGGCUCCAGUUUGAAGAAAGCCCAGCAAAACGUUGCAGUUAUUGCUUUAGAAAAUUCAAACUAUGAACCCCCUGAGAUAAAGGAAAAGGAAAAAAAUUUUGAUGCUACCACACCAACAGUUCUGUUAAAUAACUUGUGUGCAAAAUUGGGAAUCGCCGUUGAGUAUUUUCUUAUCAAUAAUAAAUUGUUUAGUGCAAGUGGAAUUGUUAAUGAAAAACCAAAGAAAUCAUAUUUACAAAAAUUAAAUGACUCGAUAUAUUCUGAUAUUCAUAUAAGAAAAGAUGAGUCUCAGACGAAAGGCCCAUUUAAAGUUGGGGUUGAAGUUGGAGAAUUGUUCUUUUAUGGUACCUCAAAUACUAUUCAAUCGGCUAGACAUCAGGCCGCGUCUAAUGCAAUUGAUUAUUUGAUUAAAGAGAUUCAGGACGGCAAUUUAGUUUGCUUACAGGAGGAUUCGGAAGAAGAAUGUAGGAAAGCCAAGGCUAACCUGAAAUCUCCAAUUUCUUUGGUACACGAAGCUGCUCAACUAAGAAACUUAAACAUUGAAUUUGAAAUAAUAGAUGAAUCUGGUCCGUCCCACAAAAAAGCUUUCGUUACUAGGUGUACGCUAGGCCAUUUGUCUACAACAGGCGAAGGGAAAUCCAAGAAGGAAUCGAAGAAGGCGGCGGCCAUCAAUAUGUUAGAAAGGAUUUCUGAGUUACCAACGGUGUCUCAAGAAAUGCAAGUACAAAGUGUUUUUAAAAAUAAUAAUAAGAAGAAGAAGAACAAGAAGAAUAAAAUCCUGAAAACGAAUUUUGAUGUCAUUAGCAUGCACGUCGAUAAUCUUAUCAGUUCAGUUAAGGAUUACGGAUUACCGUUUCAAAAUAAUGAGGAUCUUCAAAAAACUAAGUCUCCAAAAAACGCUAAACCCAAACAUUUAAAGAAGUCCUUUCAAGAUGGAAUUUUGGAACUUGGUAAUUCUCUAAAAUUCGAAGUUCAAUUUAUGGAUUUUACUGAGGGCAAACGGUUCUAUACGAUAAUGUCUCUUCAUAUUAAUCCUGAACAUAUGUGCUUAGGCGAGGGUUCAUCUUCGAAAUUGGCCAGAAAUAAAGCUGCCGAAGGCGGCUUAAAUUUGUUACAGGAUAUAGAUUUUGGAAGUCAUUUCAAAAACACAAAACUUACACUUGUGGAAAGUGAAAUAAAGCAGAAAAUCACUAUUCUACUGAAUGAAGAAAUUUCCAAAGAAAAAACAAAGAGUACAACAUAGGUGAUACAGAUAAACUUUGUACAUGUUUUUUAAUUUUUUAAAUAAAAGUUAGAAAAAAUUA